AUGACAGUUGAUACUCACAACCAGGACUCGGCAGCCAUGAGAUUUGAGGUCUUUAAGGGCGCCCUUAAAGAUGGCGUCGCUGCACGUGUUGGCCGUAUCGCUUUUGCAGGGAGACUGCCCAUCGACACACCCAACUUCAUCGGGAUAACCUCUCGGGGUACCGUGCCACAUGUCACUCCCGACAACGUGGGAAAACACCUGCAAACUACCGGAGCAUAUAUGGCGUUGGAAGAUUUCAUCGAGCGACCUCAGCGAUACUCUAAGAGGACGCCCCCUAUUUACGAGUCUCCCAAAACACCAAAUAACAACACCCGGUUGCACAGCUUCACCGCCAUGCCGCAGUCCGUCACCACAGUCCUAGGUGCUCGCCGAAUUCCGGCUGUGUCUUCCCCUGCCGGCAACACCAACGCCUCCAUCUCCGUCUUCACCUCAACUGGCUUCCAAGACCUCACCCUCAAAGAAUACCUCUCCGCCGUCAAGGCCCUCAAACCCGACAUCGCCAUCCCACUAGCCGACCUCACCAACAGCGCCAUUGCCCCUAACUCAAAGCGCGCCCUGCGGAUGGCCGAGCGCACAGACGAGUGGAUAGUCGAGUGGUUCGCCUCGUUAUCCGAAUCAGCCACCAUCACCGCCGACGCAUCAUCGCGAACAACCGCCACCUUCGCCCCUAUCCUCCCCGUCUCCUACUCCAUGCAAUGGGAGUACAUCUCCCGUCUCGCCGAGGAUUACCUCCCAACAGGCCAACUCUCAGGGCUCGCCGUCCACGACGCAGACCUCCUCCCCGACCUCGCCGAGCACUGCGCAGCCCUGCUCCCCCUUCCGCGGCUCUCGCUCUCCAACCCCCCCACACCGCACCACAUCCUCCGCCAAAUCGCCCUCGGCAUCGACGUCUUCGCCCUCCCCUUCCUCAACACCAUCUCCGACGCCGGCCUAGCCCUCUCCUUCACCUUCCCACCCCCACCAACCUCACCCGGAGAAACCUCACCCACCCCCCCGCAACCCCUCGCAAUCGACCUCUCCGCCGCGCCCCACGCCACCUCCCUGCUCCCCCUCACCCCCACCUGCCCCUGCUACGCCUGCCGCACCCACCACCGCGCCUACAUCCACCACCUGCUGGCCGCGCGCGAGAUGCUGGGGUGGACGCUGCUGCAGGUGCACAACCACGCGGUGAUGGCGUCCUUCUUCGCCGGGGUGCGCGCGGUGCUGGGCCAGCAGGGCGGGGAAGAAAAGUUCGCGGAGGCGGUGAGGGCGUUUGGGGCGAUCGUGAGAGAUCCUCCGAACUGA
Messenger RNA from Chaetomium globosum CBS 148.51, 1284 nucleotides. RefSeq lists its product as uncharacterized. Lineage: Eukaryota; Fungi; Ascomycota; Sordariomycetes; Sordariales; Chaetomiaceae. The record is from RefSeq and is a predicted model, not a curated record. The transcript has 3 exons. Gene Ontology annotation, molecular function: tRNA-guanosine(34) queuine transglycosylase activity. Bases 1 to 1284 code for a protein of 427 amino acids.